ACGCCGCUCCGACCGCCGCAUAUACAGGAUGGUGUCCCGACAUCCCACGUCUACGUUGCUGGUCCUGUGCUGCCUAGCGGGCGUCGUCCUGGCCCAGACGUUCCAGUACUCCCAUGGCUGGACCAACGGCAAGAAACGCUCCGGACUCCCGCCUUCGCCCCACGAGGCCGCAUGCCAACUGCAGAAGUUGCGCAUCAUCCUUGAGGGCAAGAACACACCACAGUUAUACUGGCCGUGUGACUGGCAGUCUUCUCCUGACUACGAAGCACACCAUAUGCCACCCCCACCACCACUCAUGGAUGUUGACAACAACUAACAUUGCCAAAUUAGUUCAAUUUGUUGUUUUUAAAUAAAAAUAUUUUUCUGUGAAAAG
This is a messenger RNA of Macrosteles quadrilineatus (aster leafhopper), 373 nucleotides long. RefSeq names its product pro-corazonin-like. Gene Ontology annotation, biological process: positive regulation of heart contraction. The transcript is spliced from 3 exons. Gene Ontology annotation, molecular function: corazonin receptor binding. Bases 29 to 316 code for a protein of 95 amino acids. Lineage: Eukaryota; Metazoa; Arthropoda; Insecta; Hemiptera; Cicadellidae. The record is from RefSeq and is a predicted model, not a curated record.